GUCAGAAUGGCUGCGACUGUGAUCCCGGAGCCCGCGAGCCACUGCUGCUGGGACGAGCCUGUGAGCAUCGUGGUGCGAGGCCUGGCCCCGGCACAGCAGGUCACACUGCGCGCGUCUCUGCAGGACGAGAAGGGCGCGCUCUUCCGGGCCCACGCGCGUUACUGCGCGGACGGCGGCGGCGAGCUGGACCUGGAGCGCGCACCCUCGCUGGGCGGCAGCUUUGUGGGGCUUGAGCCCAUGGGCCUCUUUUGGGCCCUGGAGCCCGAGAAGCCGUUGCUGCGGCUGGUGAAGAGAGACGUGCAGACGCCCUUCUUGUUGGAGCUGGAGGUGCUCGAGGGCCACGAGUCAGAGCCACAGCAGAUCCUGGGCCGCACCGUGCUCCAGCGCGCCUUCAUGAGGCCUGGGGUGCGGAGGGAGCCGGUGCGCGCGGGUCGGGUGCGCGCCACGCUCUUCUUGCCUCCAGAACCUGGGCCCUUUCCUGGCAUUGUGGACAUUUCUGGAGCUGGAGGCGGCCUUCUGGAGUACCGAGCUAGUCUGCUCGCUGGCAAGGGCUUUGCGGUGAUGGCACUGGCUUAUUAUAACUAUGAAGACCUCCCCAAGGGCAUGGAAACUCUCCACCUAGAGUACUUUGAAGAGGCUGUGAACUACCUGCUCAAGCACCCUGAGGUAAAGGGCCCAGGACUUGGACUACUUGGAAAUUCUAAAGGGGGCGAACUCUGCAUCUCUAUGGCCUCAUUCCUGAAGGGCAUCACAGCCACCACUACAAUCAAUGGCUCUGUGGUCAAUGUUGGGGGAACCUUACACUACAAGGGUGAGACCCUGCCCCCGUUGGGCAUUAACCAAAAUCGAGUUAAGGUGACCAAAGAUGGCCUUGUAGACAUUGUGGAUGCCCUCAACAGCCCUUUGGAAGGACCUGGCCAGAAGAGCUUCAUUCCUGUGGAACGGGCUGAGUGCACCUUCCUGUUCCUUGUGGGUCUGGAUGAUCACAACUGGAAGAGUGAGUUCUAUGCUAAUGAGGCCUCUAAACGCUUACAGGCCCAUGGGAAGGAAAAGCCCCAGAUCAUCUGUUACCCUGAGACUGGCCACUAUAUCGAGCCUCCUUACUUCCCCAUGUGCCGGGCUUCCCUGCACACCAUGGUGGGCCAUCCUGUCAUCUGGGGAGGGGAGCCCAGGGCUCAUGCCAUGGCCCAAGUGGAUGCUUGGAAGCAACUCCAGACUUUCUUCCAUAAACACUUGGAUGGUGAAAAGGAGCCAAUCCCAGCAAAACUAUAA
Chrysochloris asiatica (Cape golden mole) is the source of this 1272-nucleotide messenger RNA. RefSeq names its product acyl-CoA thioesterase 2 (gene ACOT2). The transcript is spliced from 3 exons. Bases 7 to 1272 code for a protein of 421 amino acids. Gene Ontology annotation, molecular function: fatty acyl-CoA hydrolase activity. Gene Ontology annotation, biological process: fatty acid metabolic process; acyl-CoA metabolic process. Lineage: Eukaryota; Metazoa; Chordata; Mammalia; Afrosoricida; Chrysochloridae. The record is from RefSeq and is a predicted model, not a curated record.